Molecule: messenger RNA, 2234 nt
Organism: Brassica napus (rape)
Lineage: Eukaryota; Viridiplantae; Streptophyta; Magnoliopsida; Brassicales; Brassicaceae
Product: protein CYPRO4
Exons: 2
Coding region: 131-2047 (638 amino acids)
Cellular component (GO): nucleus; cytoplasm
Molecular function (GO): protein binding
Source: RefSeq, a predicted model, not a curated record
CACACACACCUGCUUUAAAGAACCCUAAUUUUCAAAUUUCGAACUUGCGCUCUCUUCUCCACCUUCACUUGAAUCUCAUUGUCGUUAUCCCAGAUCCUCUCCACCUCUCUCUCUUUUAGGAUUCUUCGAGAUGGGAGCAGCUCACAGUCACGAAGAUCUAGAGAUCUGUGAAUCAGACGAAGAGGAAUACGAAGAGUACGAAGAACGAAGAGAAGAAGAAGAAGAAGAGUUCGUCGACUCCAGGGACGAUACGUUUGUCCCAUCCUCCUCUCGUCUCCGUCCUAAACCUUCUUCAUCAUCGCUAGACGACGUCGAAUCAAAGCUCAGAGCUUUGAAGCUCAAAUACCCAUCAACCCAACAACAAGCACCUCCUCCGUCUACCCAAACCUCAACUAAGCUUUUCCGCUACAUCAACGGAAACACUCCCAAAGCCAAAUGGGUCACAGCCGAGAAGCUCACCUCUUACUCCUUCGUCAAGACCUCCCAAGGAGACGACGACGACGACGACGACGAUAGGAAUCGAGACUCGGAGAAGGAAUGGUGGGUUCUGAAAGUCGGGAGGAGCAAGAUCCGCGAAAAGGUCUCCGACGAGAUGCAAUUGAAGGCGUAUAAAGACCAACGCCGAGUCGAUUUCGUCGCUAAAGGAGUCUGGGCGUUGAGAUUCGGCACCGUCGAAGACUUCGCAGCCUUUGUAAGCAGCUACAACAACUGCUUGUUUGAGAACAAUCACGGCGUUGAGUUGAACGAAGCGAGUAAAGCUAAGAUCUUUGGGAAAGAUUUCAUCGCUUGGGCCAACCCCGAAGCUGCUGAUGACUCCAUGUGGGAAGACGCUGAUGAUCUACUGCUUAAUAGUCCGCAGUCCGCUACUCCGGUGAGAGAUACGCAAGAUCUGACGGAAGCUUUUGAGGAAGCUACGAGUGAGGGGAUACACAGCUUAGCUCUAGGUGCGUUGGAUAAUAGCUUCCUUGUGGGGGGCUCUGGUAUUCAGGUGUUCAAGAACAUGAGGCAAGGGAUUCAAGGGAAAGGUGUUUGUGUUAACUUUGAGCCUGGUUACGGUGGGGCUCACUCUGCCCCGAGGAAGGCUCUUCUCAUGAGAGCUGAGACUAAUAUGUUGUUAAUGAGUCCCAUGAGUCAGAACCGAGGGAUACAUCAGCUUGAUAUUGAAACCGGGAAGGUUAUCUCUGAGUGGAAGUUUGAGAAAGAUGGAGUUGAUAUCUCCAUGAGUGACAUUACCAACGAUGGUAAAGGUGCUCAAUUGGACCCGUCUGCGUCAACCUUUCUUGGUUUGGAUAACAACAGGCUUUGCAGGUGGGAUAUGCGUGACCGGUAUGGGAUGGUUCAGGAUCUCGCUACUGCGAAUGCUCCGGUGUUGAGUUGGGCUCAGGGGCAUCAGUUUUCUAGAGGGACUAACUUCCAGUGCUUUGCGACUACUGGUGAUGGCUCGAUUGUUGUUGGCUCUCUUGAUGGGAAGAUCAGGCUCUACUCUAGCAACACUAUGAGGCAGGCGAAGACGGCUUUCCCUGGACUUGGUGCGCCUGUGACUCAUGUGGACGCUACUUACGAUGGGAAGUGGAUUGUUGGUACGACUGAUACGUAUCUGAUUGUUAUCUGUACCCUUUUCACUGAUAAGGCUGGCAAAACAAAGACUGGGUUUGAGGGUCGCAUGGGGAAUAAGAUUGCUGCACCAAGGUUGCUGAAGCUGAGACCUCUAGACGCCCAUUUAGCUGGAUCUAACAAUAAGUUCCGCAAUGCUCAGUUUUCAUGGGUCACGGAGGAUGGGAAACAAGAGCGUCAUGUGGUGGCAACGGUUGGCAAAUUCAGUGUGAUAUGGAACUUUCAACAAGUGAAGAAUGGAUCUCAUGAAUGCUACCAUGAGCAGGAAGGGCUGAAGAAAUGCUACUGCUACAAGAUAGUCCUUCGGAAUGAAUCUAUUGUGGACAGCCGCUUCAUGAACGACAACUUUGCAGUCUCUGGCUCACCCGAAGCGCCUCUGGUCAUUGCAACUCCCAUGAAAGUCAGCUCUUUCAGCUUAUCCAGCAAGCGAUGAAGCAAGCAAGGGAUUGACCAUUUUUAGUUUAUAUAAUUCGGAUCCUAGUCUGUUUGUAACCAUGUGAAAUUCCAAUGUUCUGGCUCUUAGUACGGUGUUAGAUUUCGGGAAAAGACAUCUAGGGAUGUUGCUAAACUACUUUUGUGUGACUUUUAAGUUUUAAGUUUGUCAUAUUUCCUUCAAAGCA